Messenger RNA from Callorhinchus milii (elephant shark), 13789 nucleotides. Its product is annotated as dynein axonemal heavy chain 9. Gene Ontology annotation, biological process: microtubule-based movement. The transcript is spliced from 69 exons. Gene Ontology annotation, molecular function: dynein intermediate chain binding; dynein light intermediate chain binding; ATP binding. NCBI's taxonomy places the organism in Eukaryota, Metazoa, Chordata, Chondrichthyes, Chimaeriformes, Callorhinchidae. Gene Ontology annotation, cellular component: dynein complex. Bases 144 to 13538 code for a protein of 4464 amino acids. The record is from RefSeq and is a predicted model, not a curated record.
GAAAUCCACUCAAGGCUGAGAGACAGAACUGGCUCGUGUCUGUGACUGUGGCUGUGGGGGUCACACUAGCCUGAGAGGGUCAAUUGUGGGAGAGGGAGAGGGGUUGAGAGAGUGAGAGAAUAAUAAAAAGUUACGAUAAAACAAUGGAAGACACCACUGCUGAUAAAAGGUGUGAUUUCCUGGAGGAAUAUGUCUUGAAAACUCUGAAGCUAAAGGCUGAUCGAUGGCAGCGGUGCAUUGGCACUGAGGAAUAUCGCCUACUGAUACAGGAAUUCUUGGAAAAAAGUGAUCGGAAAGUGCUUGUGGUGUCUGUGAAUGCUGCAGGACAACUCAUUCCGUCCCUGGAGUUUCCCAACGCCUGUAAGAACAAAGCUGUGUUCUUUGUCAAGAAACACAAAGAUCAGUUAACGAGGGAAUCUAUGAAAACUCAACUGGGAUUUGGGGAUUUAUCCUACUCCCCGCUUGAUCAAUUCUCUGCCCUGGUGGACGAGGUGGUGGUGCCAGUUCUGACCAACAGCAGGAACCUCAGCCGAUGGCCUCAGGUGGUGUCUCAGGAUGUGAUGAGACACACUUACGGCUUGAAGAGCAACGUCUUCGUGGUGGUGGGCCGAGUGAAAGGCAAGACUCUGCUUCCACUGCCAGCAGGAGCUGAGCAAGCUGUGGACGGAUACGAGGAGGAGAAAACUGGGGAGAUCCUGGACAAGCACAUUGUCCACGCCAUCGAAUCGGUCAUCAUUGACUGGAGCCACCAGAUCCGGGAGGUGCUGAAGAAAGACUCCUCAGAGUCUCUGCUGGAAGGCUGCAAUCCCAAUCCUACCGAGGAGCUGGAAUUCUGGAAAACCAGAUGCACAAACCUGGAAUGUAUUUACGAUCAGCUGAAGUCCAGGAAAGUUCAGAAGAUGGUGGAGCUGUUGGAGAGUGUGGAAAGCAGCUAUUUCCCCGUGUUCAAAACCAUGUUCGCAGACGUUGUUGAGGCUCUGACUGAGGCGAGGGACAUCAGUCUGCACCUGAAGCCUCUACAGCGCUACUUUGAAGAUAUUGAGAACGUGGAGUUCAGUGAGGUGAGACCGGCCAUGAACUGUCUCCUGCACCUAGUGUGUCUGGUCUGGGCCAGGUCUGAGCACUUCAACACCCCUGCUCGCAUCAUCGUUCUCCUGCAGGAGAUCUGCAACCUCUUCAUCCAGCAGGCUCGUGCCCAUCUCAACCCAGAAGACAUCUUGAGAGGAGAGGUGGAGGAGAGCCUGGCCAAGGUGCGCCAGACCCUGGAGACACUGAGAUCUUUCAAGAGGUUGUAUGAGGACAAGCGGGAAACACUGAGGGAUUAUUACGAGGAAAACCAAGUGGUGAGAGAGUGGAACUUCAAUUCUCUGCUGGUCUUCUCCCGCAUGAACUCCUUCCUGCGGAGACUCGAGGAGAUUGAGUAUUUGCUGGUGACGGCGCAGGACAUAUUCAAGCUGGAAAAGAUUGAGCUGGGAGGGGUUCGAGGCAAAGCCUUGAGUCAUCAGGUGGUGAGCACCUAUGAGGAGUUUCAGGAGACGUAUAAAGUUUUCUCAGCGCGAACGUACGACUGUUUGGAUCCCGCUAACCAGGAGUUUGACGAAGAUCUCAAGAGCUGCAAGCAGAGAGUUGAGGAUUUGGACCUUCGGCUGGCCACCAUUUUCUGUCAGGCUUUCGAUGACUCCUGUGGCUUGGAGCAAGGCUUCAAGUUGCUGGACAUGUUCGGCAGUCUGCUCGACCGACCCCUCAUCGAGGCCCACGUGAGCAGCCGGUACCUUCACCUCGUCACCACCUUCAACAAGGACCUGGAUGACGCCAAACUCAUUUACAACCAACACCUUCAGCAAACCUGGGUUUCCGUAUUUGCAGGUUACCCUCCAGUGCACAGGAACAUGCCAGUGGUCGCUGGUGCCCUGCGCUGGGCUCAGGAGCUAAGGGAACGGAUUCAAGUGCCGUUCGGUUACUUCAGACACGUCUCGUACCCGUGUCUGGACUCCGCUGAAGGCAAACGUGUGAUUCAGAAAUAUGAAGAGAUGAAGGAGCUCCUGGAGCAAUAUGAGGAGAAACUGUACACAGAGUGGGCCCAAACUGUGGCUGAAAGGUCUCAGGAUAACCUCAAUCAACCUCUCCUCAGGCGAAAUCCACAGACAAAACUUAUCACGGUCAACUUUGACUCCCAGCUGGUCUCAGUCUUACAAGAAGUGAAGUACUUGGACAGACAUUUGAAAGUCAAGAUCCCAGAAACUGCAGCCCAAAUCUAUUGCUCCAAAGAAACCUACCGACAGUAUGUGGCUACGUUGGAGCUGACAGCCAACUGGUACAACAAGAUUCGUAAGACAGUGCUGGAGGUCGAAUUCCCUCUUAUAGAAGGGCAAGUGCAGGUCAUAGAUGCCAAACUACAGGAGGCAGAAGAGAUAUUGAACUGGAGGAAUGAAGACGCUUGGGGUUAUAUCCAAAUGGUCCGGGAUAUGGUGCGUGACUUGGAAUGUCGGAUACAGAAAGCAAAGGAUCAUGUGGAGGAGAUACAGAGUAUCAUGAGGACCUGGGUGUCUCCUGUGUUUGAGAGGAGGGAAGGCAAGGACGCGUUGCUCCAUCUGGAGGACAGGAGCGAGCGGCUCGAGAAACGCUACAGCUUCAUAAGAGAAACGGGAGAAAAGAUCCAACGACUAGUGGAGGAAAACCUGAUUCUCUUCCAAGCGGAUGCAACUUUGGAUGUCUGGAAAACUUACGUUGAUUACAUUGAUGAAAUGAUCAUCGAUGGUUUAUUCAAUGCGAUUGAGUGCUCCUUGAACUAUCUUGUAGACAACAUGGAUCCUAAAGCUGGCUGUGGGCCGCUCUUUGAAGCCCAGUUGGACCUCGUUGCCCCUGAUUUGGUCUUCCACCCAUCUCUGGAGCUUGGUGCCACCAAUGGCUUCUGUGACCUGGUAGACGGACUCAUGAAUGACAUCUACAGGAUUUCUUCCUUGGUGCCCAGACUUGCAAAUCACAGUGACUGCCCUCACUACCAGGCUGACAUGGAAGACAUGGCGGACUUGGCAGACCUGCGUCAGCACCUGAUGGACAGUGUUCAGCUCGUGCUGGGAAAGUGCUGCAAUUACCGUAACGCCUUUGACCAGUUCUCCUACCUGUGGGUUGACGACCGGAAGGAGUUCAUGCGGCAGUUCCUGCUGUACGGCCACUUGCUCAGCGCGGAGGAAAUCGAGGCCCACGCGGAGGAGGGGGUCCCUGAGAGCCCCCCCACCCUGCAGCAGUACAAGGAGCAGGUGGACACCUACGAGAAGAUCUACCAUGAGGUGAACCGCCUGGAGCCCGUCAAUGUGUUUGACGGCUGGAUGCGAGUAGAUGGGCGGCCGUUUAAAUCUGCCUUGCUCAAUGUCAUCAAGAAAUGGAGCCUGAUGUUCAAGCAGCACCUUAUUGGCCAUGUAACUAACAGCCUGGCUGACUUGGAAAUGUUCAUCAAAGUGACUGAAAGAGGCCUGAGCCAAAAGGUGGAAGACGGCAACUUGACCGGGUUGGUUGAUGUCAUGGGGCACCUUAUGGCCGUGAAAGAGAGGCAGGCGAUGACUGAUGGGAUGUUUGAACCCCUUAAACAAACCAUUGAGCUUCUGAAGACCUAUGACCAGGAGCUACCUGAAGAGGUGUACAGACAGUUAGAGGAAUUGCCAGAGAAGUGGAAUAAUGUGAAGAAACUUGGGAUAACAGCAAAGCAGCAGGUGGCCCCGCUCCAAGCCAACGAAGUGACUGUUCUGCGUAAGAAAUGCGCUGCCUUUGAUGUGGAGCAACACAAGUUCCGGGAGCAAUUCCGCCGACAAGCACCAUUCAGGUUUGACAGUCCAGAUCCCCACCAGAUGCUGGAUUUGGUCCAUCACCAGAUCAGCCAAAUGGAAGCAGAUAUGCUGGCCCUGAAUGACUCUGCCGUCUUGUUCGAGGUCAGUGUGCCUGACUACAAACAGCUGAAACAGUGCAGGAAAGAGGCAUGUCUGCUCAAGGAGUUGUGGGACAUGAUAACUGUGGUCAAGUCCAGCAUGAAUGAUUGGAAGAGGACAAAGUGGAGGGAGAUUGACGUGGAAAACAUGGAUCUGGAGACCAAGAAGCUGGCUAAAGAUAUCCGGGGCCUCGAUAAGGAAAUGAGGGCCUGGGAUGCCUUUGCGGGGCUGGACAGCACAGUGAAGAACAUCAUGACCUCCCUUCGUGCAGUGGCUGAACUUCAGAACCCGGCCAUUAGGGACCGCCACUGGUACCAGCUGAUGCAGGCGACGAGGGUCACCUUCACCAUGGACGAGAGCACCACCUUGGCCGACCUCCUGAAACUGAACCUGCACAACUUUGAGGACGAGGUGCGCGGCAUCGUGGACAAGGCUGUGAAGGAGAUGGGGAUGGAGAAGGUGCUGAAGGAGCUGGACACAACGUGGGGCAGUAUGCAGUUUCACUACGAGCAUCACCCACGCACUGCCGUGCCUUUGCUCAGGUCGGAUGAAGACCUCAUUGAGACCCUGGAGGACAACCAAGUGCAACUGCAGAACCUCAUGUCUUCCAAGUACAUCGCCUUCUUCCUGGAGGAAGUCUCCAGUUGGCAGAAGAAGCUGUCCACUGCGGACUCCGUCAUCUCCGUUUGGUUUGAGGUGCAGCGGACAUGGUCCCACCUGGAGAGUAUCUUCAUUGGUUCCGAGGACAUACGAGCCCAGCUGCCUGAGGAUUCGAAACGCUUUGAGGAGAUCGAUAUGGAUUUCAAGGAGUUGGCUUCAGACGCUGAGAAAACACCAAACGUGGUGGAAGCGACCAACAAAUGGGGCUUGUACGAAAAAUUGGAGGACAGUCAGAGAAGACUGGCUCUUUGUGAGAAAGCCCUGGCCGAAUAUCUUGACACAAAGCGACUGGCGUUUCCCAGGUUCUAUUUUAUUUCAUCUGCGGAUCUCUUGGACAUUCUCUCCAAUGGCACCAGCCCUCACCUGGUGAGUCAUCACUUGUCAAAGCUCUUUGACAACAUGACGAAGAUGAAAUUCCAGACCGACGCAGAUGACAGACCCACUAAGUUGGCGUUGGGAAUGUACAGCAAGGAGAAUGAGUACGUUAACUUCAAAGAGCCAUGUGAUUGUAGCGGGCAGGUGGAGCUCUGGUUGAAUCGAGUGCUUGAGUCCAUGAGAGACACAGUAAGGCAUGAAAUGGCCGAGGGCGUUACGUCUUAUGAGGAGAAACCCAGAGACCAGUGGCUGUUUGAUUACCCGGCUCAGGUGGCUCUCAGCUGUACCCAGAUCUGGUGGACGAUCGAGGUCAGUAUAUCCUUUGCGCGGCUGGAGGAAGGCUAUGAAAAUGCCAUGAAGGAAUACUAUAAGAAGCAGGUGCACCAGCUGAAUACGCUGAUCACCAUGCUGAUUGGCCAGCUCUCCAAGGGAGACCGGCAGAAGAUCAUGACCAUCUGCACCAUUGAUGUCCACGCCCGGGAUGUGGUGGCCAAGAUCAUUUCUCAGAAGGUUGACAAUUCCCAAGCCUUCCUCUGGCUCUCCCAGCUACGACACCGCUGGGAUGAUGAAAAGAAGCAUUGUUUGGCGAACAUCUGUGAUGCCCAGUUUCUGUACUUGUAUGAGUAUCUGGGGAACACCCCCCGAUUGGUGAUUACACCCCUAACUGACCGGUGCUACAUCACCCUGACCCAGUCCCUGCACCUGACCAUGAGCGGAGCGCCGGCGGGUCCUGCGGGCACCGGCAAGACCGAAACCACCAAGGACCUGGGCCGAGCCCUGGGCGUCAUGGUCUACGUGUUCAACUGCUCCGAGCAGAUGGAUUACAAGUCCUGUGGUAAUAUCUACAAAGGUUUGGCUCAGACUGGCGCCUGGGGAUGUUUUGACGAGUUCAACAGGAUUUCGGUGGAGGUGCUCUCUGUGGUAGCUGUGCAGGUCAAGUCCAUCCAGGAUGCCAUUCGGGACAAAAAGAAACGCUUCAACUUCAUGGGCGAAGAAAUCAACCUGGCUCCGUCUGUCGGCAUCUUCAUCACCAUGAACCCCGGCUAUGCCGGUCGGACCGAGCUGCCAGAGAACCUCAAAGCUCUGUUCAGACCCUGUGCGAUGGUGGUGCCAGACUUUGAGCUGAUCUGUGAAAUCAUGUUAGUCGCUGAAGGAUUCAUUGAGGCCAGGCUGUUAUCCAGGAAAUUCAUCACCUUGUACCAACUCUGCAAAGAACUGCUUUCAAAACAGGAUCACUAUGACUGGGGUCUCCGUGCCAUCAAAUCCGUGCUGGUCGUUGCCGGCUCCCUGAAGCGAGGUGACCCCGACCGUCCUGAAGACCAGGUCCUAAUGCGAGCCCUUCGGGAUUUCAACGUCCCGAAGAUAGUGACCGACGAUAUGCCCAUUUUCAUGGGUUUGAUCAGUGAUCUUUUCCCUGCGCUGGAUGUCCCCAGGAAGAGAGACUUGGAGUUCGAGAGCCAAGUGAAGCAGUCUGUCCUGGACCUUAAGCUACAGGCUGAAGACAACUUUGUUCUGAAAGUUGUUCAGUUGGAGGAGCUGUUGGCUGUGAGACACUCUGUCUUCGUGGUGGGCAACGCUGGCACCGGCAAGUCCCAGGUCCUGAAGUCCCUGUACAGGACUUACCAGAACAUGAAGCUCCGGCCGGCCUGGGCCGACCUGAAUCCCAAGGCCGUCACCAACGACGAACUGUUUGGAAUCAUAAACCCAGCGACCAGGGAGUGGAGAGAUGGUCUGUUCUCCUCCAUCAUGCGAGAGCUGGCGAACGUAACACAUGAGGGACACAAGUGGAUAGUCCUGGAUGGUGACAUUGACCCCAUGUGGAUUGAAUCUCUCAACACAGUCAUGGAUGACAAUAAGGUCCUGACACUGGCCAGUAAUGAACGCAUCCCCCUGAACCCCAGCAUGAGGCUCGUGUUUGAAAUCAGUCAUCUCAGGACCGCGACUCCCGCCACCGUCUCCCGAGCAGGGAUCUUGUACAUUAACGCCGCUGACCUGGGAUGGAACCCACCAGUUAGCAGCUGGAUUGACCAGAGAGAAGCCCAGUCUGAGAAAGCUAACCUGACCAUCCUGUUCGAGAAGUACCUGCCCUUGUGCUUGGACACUCUCAGGGCAAGGUUUAAGAAGAUCAUCCCAGUGCCAGAGCAGAGUAUGGUUCAGAUGCUCUGUUACUUGCUUGAGUGCCUCUUGACCAAGGAGAACACCCCUGCAGACUCCCCCAAAGAGCUCUACGAGCUGUACUUCAUCUUUGCUGGGAUCUGGGCCUUUGGUGGUGCUAUGUUUCAAGAUCAGCUUGUAGACUACAGGAUUGAGUUCAGCAAGUGGUGGGUAUCGGAGUUCAAGACAAUCAAAUUCCCUUCUCAAGGGACAGUCUUUGACUAUUAUAUUGAUCCAGAGACAAAGAAGUUUGAACCUUGGUCCAAACUAAUCCCCAAGUUUGAGUACGACUCAGACAUGCCGCUUCAGGCAUGUCUGGUGCACACCGUGGAGACCAUCCGCAUCCGCUACUUCAUGGACCGACUGUUGGCGAGACGCAAGCCUGUCAUGCUGGUGGGCAACGCUGGCACAGGGAAGUCGGUGCUGGUGGGGGAGAAGCUGGGAUCUCUGGAUCCUGAUGAGUACACAGUGAAGAACGUGCCCUUUAACUACUACACCACGUCAGCAAUGCUCCAAGGGAUCUUGGAAAAACCUCUCGAGAAAAAGGCUGGCAGGAACUACGGCCCUCCCGGCUCCAAGAAACUCAUCUACUUCAUUGAUGACAUGAACAUGCCUGAGGUUGACACCUAUGGUACUGUUCAGCCACACACACUGAUCAGGCAGCACAUGGAUUACUAUCACUGGUACGACCGUAAUAAGCUUUCCCUGAAGGAGAUUCACAAUGUGCAAUAUGUUUCCUGUAUGAACCCCACAGCUGGAAGCUUUACCAUCAACCCUCGUCUACAGCGUCACUUCUGCGUGUUUGCCCUCUCCUUCCCUGGCACAGACGCCCUGGUGACCAUCUACAGCUCCAUCCUGUGCCAGCAUCUGAAAGCAGGAAACUUUGCCGCAGCAUUGCAGAAAUCCACCCAGCAGCUGAUCGGCCUGGCCUUGGCUGUGCAUCACAAAGUGGCGUCUAGCUUUCUGCCAACUGCCAUCAAAUUCCACUACAUCUUCAACCUGCGGGACCUCUCCAACAUCUUCCAGGGCAUUCUGUUCAGUACACCUGACUGUCUGAAGUCCCCUCAUGAUCUGGUCAAGCUUUAUCUGCACGAGUCGAACCGGGUGUACAGAGACAAGAUGUUGGAAGAGAAGGACUUUGGGACCUUUGAUAAAAUACAGACGGAAAUGGUCAAAAAGUUCUAUGACGAUGUGGAGGAGACCCUGGAGCAGACGAGGACGAUGAACAUGUACUGCCAUUUUGCCCAUGGUGUAGGGGAACCCAAGUACAUGCCUGUGGAGGACUGGGAAUCCGUCAACAAAAUCCUGGUGGAAGCGCUGGACAAUUACAAUGAAGUCAAUGCUGCCAUGAACUUAGUUCUUUUCGAGGAUGCCAUGUCCCACAUAUGCCGUAUCAAUCGCAUUCUCGAGGCUCCCAGAGGCAACGCCCUGCUGAUCGGGGUUGGGGGAAGUGGGAAGCAGAGUCUGACAAGACUAGCGGCUUUCAUCAGCUCUUUGGAAGUCUUCCAGAUCACGCUGAGGAAAGGCUACAGCAUCGUCGAUCUGAAGACAGAUCUCGCUAAUCUAUAUUUAAAAGCUGGAAUGAAGAACAUAGGCACCGUCUUCCUCAUGACAGAUGCUCAAGUAGCAGAUGAGAAAUUUCUUGUGCUUGUGAACGACUUGCUGGCAUCAGGCGAAAUUCCUGACCUGUUCCCUGAUGAUGAAUUGGAGAACAUCAUCAAUGGUGUGCGAAAUGAAGUCAAGGGUCAAGGUUUGAUGGACACCAGGGAAAACUGCUGGAAAUUUUUCAUAGAUCGUGUCAGGAAGCAAUUGAAGAUUGCCCUGUGCUUCUCACCUGUUGGUAACAAGCUCCGACUGCGGAGCAGGAAAUUCCCCGCCGUUGUGAACUGCACUGCCAUCGAUUGGUUCCACGAGUGGCCUCUGGAGGCUCUGGAGUCUGUCAGCCUGCGCUUCCUCCAGGGGAUCGACAGCAUUGAUCCCACACUGAAGGAAUCUGUCAGCAAAUUCAUGGCUUACGUCCACAUCACCGUCAACGAGAUCUCCAAGUCCUACCUGGCCAAUGAGCGUCGCUACAAUUACACCACCCCCAAGUCGUUCUUGGAGCAGAUCAAACUGUACCAGAACCUGUUGUCCAAGAAAACCAAAGAGCUCACGGCCAAGAUGGAGCGUCUGGAGAACGGGCUCCAGAAACUCAAAGGCACCUCGGCACAGGUGGACGAUUUGAAGGCUAAGCUGGCCGCACAGGAGGUGGAGCUGCAGCAGAAGAACGAAGACGCCGACAAGCUUAUCCAAGUGGUUGGGGUGGAAACCGAGAAGGUCAGCAAGGAAAAGGCGAUCGCAGAUGAGGAGGAAGAGAAGGUGGCUCUCAUUGCUAAGGAGGUCACUCAGAAGCAGAGAGACUGUGAGGAGGAUUUAGCUAAGGCAGAGCCUGCAUUGGUGGCGGCUCAGGAUGCUCUUAACACAUUGAACAAGAACAAUCUAACAGAAUUGAAGUCCUUCGGCUCCCCUCCUUCCGCGGUGUCUAACGUCACGGCCGCGGUGUUGGUGCUGAUGGCGCCCGGGGGGAAGAUACCCAAGGACCGCAGCUGGAAGGCGGCAAAGGUCAUGAUGGCCAAAGUGGAUGGCUUCCUGGACUCCCUGAUCACCUUCAAGAAAGAAAACAUCCCCGACGCCUGCCUCCGAGCCAUCCAGCCUUACCUGCACGAUCCCGAGUUCAACCAGGAGUUCAUCGCAUCCAAGUCCCUCGCUGCCGCGGGCCUGUGCUCCUGGGUCAUCAACAUUGUCAAGUUUUACCAAGUUUAUUGCGAGGUGGAGCCCAAGCGGCAAGCGCUCAGCAAAGCCAACGCGGAAUUGGCAGCGGCUCAGGAUAAGCUGACCAACAUCAAAGCCAAGAUAGCCCAACUCAAUGAAAACUUAGCAAAGCUAACGGCAAAGUUUGAGCGAGCGACUGCGGAUAAACUGAAGUGCCAACAGGAAGCCGAAUCGACCGCACGGACCAUCAGCCUGGCCAAUCGAUUGGUCGGUGGUUUGGCUUCAGAGAACGUACGUUGGGCAGAAUCCGUGCGUAACUUCAAAGAGCAGGAGAACAUGCUCUGUGGUGAUGUGCUGCUGAUCACGGCCUUUGUCUCGUAUCUGGGCUACUUCACAAAGAAGUACAGGCAGGAUCUGAUGGAUGGGAAGUGGAGACCUUAUCUUGGGCAGGUCAAGGUUCCGAUCCCUGUGACCUCUGAGCGAGAUUCCCUGACAAUGCUCACAGACGAUGCUGACAUCGCUGCCUGGCAGAACGAGGGUUUGCCCGCAGACAGAAUGUCCACCGAGAACGCCACCAUCCUCACCAACUGCGAGCGCUGGCCUCUCAUGAUUGACCCCCAGUUGCAGGGCAUCAAAUGGAUCAAGAACAAGUGUGGAGAGCACCUCAAAGUCCUGAGGAUUGGCCAGAGAGGAUACUUGGACAUGAUGGAGCUUGCUCUGGGGUCGGGAGAAGUGGUCCUCAUCGAGAACCUGGAGGAAUCGGUCGAUCCUGUGCUGGGACCAUUACUGGGCCGAGAAACCAUUAAAAAGGGCAGGUACAUCCGCAUUGGAGACAAGGAGUGCGAGUACAAUCCCAGCUUUCGUCUCAUUCUGCACACCAAGCUGGCCAAUCCCCACUAUCAGCCUGAGAUGCAGGCCCAGUGCACGCUCAUUAACUUCACGGUGACGAGAGAUGGCCUGGAGGACCAGCUGCUGGCGUCUGUGGUCAGUAUGGAGAGACCUGACCUGGAGGAACUGAAGUCCAACCUCACAAAGCAGCAGAAUGGCUUCAAAAUCACCUUGAAAACCUUGGAGGACAACCUGCUCUCCCGCCUCUCCUCUGCCUCUGGAAACUUCCUCGGAGACACGGCCUUGGUGGAGAACCUGGAGACCACCAAACGCACGGCGGCGGAGAUCGAGGAGAAGGUGAAAGAAGCCAAAGUAACGGAGAUUAAGAUCAACGAGGCACGAGAGCAUUAUCGGGCGGCUGCUGGCAGAGGAUCUUUAUUGUACUUCAUAAUGAACGACCUGAGUAAAAUCAACCCAAUGUACCAGUUCUCUUUGAAGGCUUUCAGUGUUGUGUUCCAAAUGUCUGUUUCAAAGGCAACAGCUGAUGAGAACCUGAAGCAGCGAGUGGACAAUUUGAUCGACAGCCUCACCUUCUCUGUCUUCCAGUACACCAUCAGGGGGCUGUUUGAAUGUGAUAAGCUCACCUACACUGCCCAGCUUGCCUUCCAGAUUCUUCUGAUCAACAAAGAAAUUAACCUAAAGGAGUUAGACUUCCUCCUUCGCUACCCGGCCCAGCCUGGCUUCUGCAGUCCUGUCGACUUCCUCUCCAACCAGUCCUGGGGGGGUGUCAAGGCGCUGGCAUCCAUGGAGGAGUUUCGUAACCUGGAUCGUGACGUGGAGGGAUCUGCCAAACGGUGGAAGAAAUUUGUGGAAUCAGAGUGUCCGGAGAAAGAGACAUUUCCUCAGGAGUGGAAGAGCAAGUCUGCACUUCAGCAGCUGUGUAUGAUGAGAGCCCUUCGACCUGAUCGCAUGACCUACGCCAUACGAGAUUUUGUCGAGGAGAAGCUGGGGAGCAAAUACGUUGUGGGGCGGUCGUUGGACUUUGCGGUUUCCUUUGAGGAAUCGGGACCCGCCACACCCAUGUUCUUCAUCCUUUCCCCUGGUGUCGAUCCCCUGAAGGACGUGGAGAAACACGGCAAAAAGCUGGGUUACACAUUCGAUCGAGGAAACUUCUACAAUGUGUCUCUAGGGCAAGGCCAGGAGGUGGUCGCUGAACAAGCGCUCGAUCUGGCUGCUAAAGAAGGUCAUUGGGUGAUUCUGCAGAAUAUUCACCUAGUGGCCAAAUGGCUGAGUACGUUGGAGAGGAAGUUGGAGCAGGACAGUGACGGGAGCCACCAGAACUUCCGGGUCUUCAUCAGUGCGGAGCCGGCCAGCUCAGCUGAAAGCCACAUCAUCCCUCAGGGCAUCUUGGAAAACUCCAUCAAAAUCACCAAUGAACCUCCGACAGGAAUGCACGCAAACCUACACAAGGCUCUGGAUAACUUCAACCAGGACACGUUGGAGAUGUGUGCCCGGGAGAAUGAAUUCAAGAGCAUCCUCUUCGCUCUCUGCUAUUUUCACGCGGUUGUGGCUGAGAGACGCAAGUUUGGGCCUCAAGGUUGGAACCGAUCCUACCCCUUCAACACUGGGGACCUGACCAUCUCUGUCUACGUUCUCUAUAACUACCUGGAGGCCAAUGCAAAGGUCCCCUAUGACGACUUGCGCUAUCUGUUUGGCGAGAUUAUGUACGGAGGACACAUCACAGACGACUGGGACAGAAGGCUCUGCAGAACCUACUUGGAGGAGUUCAUUAAGUCAGAGAUAAUGGAAGGGGAACUGUUACUUGCGCCUGGAUUUCCUCUUCCAACUAACUUAGACUACAAUGCGUACCACCAGUAUAUUGAUGAUGGGCUUCCCCCUGAGUCUCCGUACCUCUACGGUCUACAUCCCAAUGCUGAGAUUGGCUUCCUGACCCUGACCUCGGAGAAGCUGUUCCGCACUGUGCUGGAGAUGCAGCCCAGGGACAGCAGUGGCGGAGAGGGAGCAGGAAGCACCCGAGAGGAAAAGGUGAAGGCUGUGUUGGACGAGAUAAUGGAGAAGUUGCCUGAGGAGUUUAACAUCCCUGAGUUGAUGAGCAAAGUGGAGGAGCGCACACCGUACAUUGUGGUGGCUUUCCAAGAGUGCGAGCGAAUGAAUGCCCUGACUUUAGAGAUUAACCGUUCGCUUAAGGAACUGGAUUUGGGCUUGAAGGGGGAGCUGACGAUGACUAGCGAUAUGGAGAGCCUACAGAACUCCAUCUUCUUCGAUCAAGUACCAGAUUCUUGGACCAAACAGGCUUAUCCCUCGAUGGCCGGACUAUCAGCCUGGUUUGUUGACCUCCUGUGUCGUAUUAAAGAGCUGGAAGCCUGGACGGCUGACUUUGCCCUCCCCUCCGCAGUAUGGCUGGCCGGCUUCUUCAACCCCCAGUCCUUCCUCACAGCCAUCAUGCAGGCCAUGGCCAGGAAGAACGAAUGGCCCUUAGACAAGAUGUGCCUUCAGUGUGACGUUACAAAGAAAAACCGUGAGGAUUUCAGUAGCCCACCGCGGGAAGGAGCCUAUGUACAUGGGCUGUACAUGGAGGGGGCUCGCUGGGACACUCAGGUCGGCAUUAUCACCGAUUCUCGUCUGAAGGAACUGACUCCGGCGAUGCCAGUCAUCUUCAUCAAAGCUAUUCCCGUGGACAAGCAGGACACACGGAACAUGUACCCCUGCCCUGUUUACAAGACACCUCAACGGGGCCCGACCUAUGUCUGGACGUUCAAUCUGAAGACCAAGGAGAGAUCUGCCAAGUGGGUCCUAGCAGGAGUGGCGAUGCUCCUGCAGAUCUGAAGACUAACAAAAAAAAAAGCAUUUUCACAUUGUUAAUGUACUAACUGGUGACAUUAUUGUUGACGUUGGGAACAAAACAAAGCACUUUAUUUGCAAAGCAACAUAUUUUAAGGGCGAUAGUGUUUUGCUAUCUGAACAAACUUUUCAAUAGGUGUAAAGGUUUGCAAUUAAGUGAGGAAAAGAAAUGCAAAACUUUUGUUGUAUUGCAUUUUGAUCUUCUAACUUUUCUUAAUAAAGAGCUACAAGUUCGA